Molecule: messenger RNA, 936 nt
Organism: Desarmillaria tabescens
Lineage: Eukaryota; Fungi; Basidiomycota; Agaricomycetes; Agaricales; Physalacriaceae
Product: PIN domain-like protein
Exons: 3
Molecular function (GO): 5'-flap endonuclease activity
Source: RefSeq, a predicted model, not a curated record
CAUGCUCAAGCUGGUGAAAAUCCAGAGUUAUGCACACUCCUAUUUCGCCUUUCCCACCUGCUUGAGUGUGCAUUGAUUCCGGUCUUUGUGUUUGAUGGGCAGCUCCGCCCAAGUAUGAAGCAUGGCAAGAAGGUCAGCAUGAAAGCACGCUGGCUUGAGCACCAUUUCAAGGAGAUAAUCACUGCCUUUGGAUUUUAUCAGCAUGUUGCUCCUGGCGAAGCUGAAGCUGAGCUGGCCCAAAUGAACCAAGCUGGACUCAUUGACGCAAUAAUUACUGAAGAUAGUGAUGUUUUAGUAUUUGGUGCAAAGCUUAUCUUGCAUCGGUACGCAGGAAUCCUUGCAGACCCAGACUUGUACACUCUAUACUCGGCAGAUGAUAUCUGCAGCUCUGAGAAUAUUCAGCUGACGCAAGGUGGACUAUUUUUGUUCGCUAUUUUACUUGGUGGAGAUUAUGCCAAUGGGCUACAAGGAUGUGGGCAGAAGACUGCUCAUGCACUCUGCAAGACAGGUCUCGGUGACGAGUUAUUGACAGCCAUGACCAUUAUGGGCCCUACAGCACUCGACAAUUUCUUAGUUGGAUGGCGAACAAGACUCCAGUCAGAGUUGAUCAAUCCUACGAUUGCCAGAGUGUCAAGACAUCCUGCAUUGGCGAAGAAGCUACCAGAUGAUUUUCUGAAUCCUCAGAUCCUUAGGCUCUAUGCACUGCCUGUUACCUCAUGGUCAGGCAAACAUGCACCACCCAACGCUGAACUCUGGAAGCCACCAUCGCCAGAUAUUGCUCACAUCGCUGCCUUCUGUGACAAUUUCUUUCACUGGGAGUCAGAUGUUCUGCUGAAGCAUUUGCACAAGAACAUCUGGCCAGGGAUCAUAAUCCACAGUUUAUAUCGGGUAUGUUCUAUAUCACUCCGAGAGCUCAGCCGUUCAGAAACUGUUUAA